AUGACUACCCUUCUUCACUUGGCGACUCCUGCUUUCGCUUCCAGGUCCGAGUUGAAGCACGCAUCAGUGACUUUGGAAGCACCAACAAGGGACAGCGAGAUCCCAAAGGUCAAAGGAAUUCAAGAAUCGAAAAAUGCAGCCGAUGAUAUUCACGCAAACGCUGUUCACAUGAACGGUGUGUAUGAGAGUGAUGUAAUCAAAGGACGUCAGAAUGCCGACUCAGAUCCCUUCAAACUCGCCUCAGAAUAUGCAUACACACCACGAAAGCUAAAAGUCUUUACAAUUGGUGCAGGGUUUUCGGGACUCUUAAUGGCACACAAGUUCCAACACCGAUUCCUGGAAAUGCGAGAAUAUAUAGAUCACACAAUAUUCGAGGCACACCACGAAGUUGGGGGUACCUGGUAA
This is a messenger RNA of Plenodomus lingam JN3, 405 nucleotides long. RefSeq lists its product as uncharacterized. NCBI's taxonomy places the organism in Eukaryota, Fungi, Ascomycota, Dothideomycetes, Pleosporales, Leptosphaeriaceae. The record is from RefSeq and is a predicted model, not a curated record. Gene Ontology annotation, molecular function: flavin adenine dinucleotide binding; N,N-dimethylaniline monooxygenase activity; NADP binding.